Molecule: messenger RNA, 1025 nt
Organism: Schistocerca cancellata (South American locust)
Lineage: Eukaryota; Metazoa; Arthropoda; Insecta; Orthoptera; Acrididae
Product: speckle-type POZ protein-like
Exons: 2
Coding region: 8-715 (235 amino acids)
Biological process (GO): proteasome-mediated ubiquitin-dependent protein catabolic process; regulation of proteolysis
Cellular component (GO): cytoplasm
Molecular function (GO): ubiquitin protein ligase binding
Source: RefSeq, a predicted model, not a curated record
GGCAACCAUGGCAGCGAGGAAGCAAGUCGAGGAGACGGCGGCCGUGGACCUGGGCGCCCUGCUGGACGCAGGUGACGGCGCCGUGGUCACCCUGGUGGCGGGGGAGACGCGGCUGGCUGCCCACAGGGCAGUCCUGGAGAGCAGGAGCCCGGUGUUCAAGUCAAUGUUCGGCAACGGUGUGGCAGAAGUGAACGUGGAGAACGUGGAGGGCCCGGUGCUGCGGCAGCUGCUCUCCUACGCGUACACCCUGCAGGCCCCGCAGCAGCUGCCCGACAUGGCCCCCAAGCUGCUGGCGGCCGCCCACACCUACAGGUUGCCAGAGCUGAAGGACGUGUGCGAGCAGCGAGCGGUAGCGGAUCUGGCGCUGGAGAACGCGGCGGCUCUGGGCGUGCUCGCACUGAGGCACUCCUGCCCCCGGCUCCUGCAGGCUGCCGUUGCGCUUAUGAAGGACGACACCCGGAAGGUGAUGAUGACGCAGAGCUGGAAAGAGACGAAGACCCGGUACCCGCAUGCCCUGCUGGACUUAAUGGACUUGAUCGUAGAGCCACCAGCAGAAGACAGCUCGCCGGCCGCCACAGGGGGCGGGCCCUCCCCUGCCACUCCCCGUCAGCCCCGCAGCGACCACGCCCAGACUCCCGCCGCAGCUGCGCCGCCCGAGCCCGCCCGACACACUCCCCCGCCACCUGAUGACGCAGCCGUCUCUCGCUUGCGGUGAGUUGCGCCACUGCAGGUGCACGAGUCCUUCACCUGUACUGCCACUUAACUGGCGUGUCAACCAAAUGUUGUAGCAAAAAGAGAAUUCAAUUUCUUUUUUAAUUUUCGAUAACGCUGAGUUUACAGUUAUCAGGGAAAAUUAUUUCCUUGUUUAUUACUGUGUUCAAUGUAAUUGCCGCUUUUGAUUGUGUUUACGCAUGUUACAAAUUAGUCAUGAAAGAAAUAUGAGUGAAACCAGGAUUUCAGUGCUUUGCCACUCAACAAAACCUAGACAUUAUGUGAAUGAAUCAUUGGGUAUAUAGGUAUAGCGA